Colossoma macropomum (tambaqui) is the source of this 1513-nucleotide messenger RNA. RefSeq names its product galectin-6-like. The transcript has 9 exons. Bases 54 to 1172 code for a protein of 372 amino acids. Gene Ontology annotation, molecular function: IgE binding; carbohydrate binding; laminin binding. Gene Ontology annotation, cellular component: immunological synapse; nucleus. Gene Ontology annotation, biological process: eosinophil chemotaxis; negative regulation of endocytosis; positive regulation of calcium ion import. Lineage: Eukaryota; Metazoa; Chordata; Actinopteri; Characiformes; Serrasalmidae. The record is from RefSeq and is a predicted model, not a curated record.
CAGACCACCAUCACUGAGUGAGUUUGGAGUGUUGAUCUACUGAAAGCGUCAAGAUGGCAAAUAAAAGAACAAUCCAGGAGAUUCUCCUGAAUGUUCUGGAGAAUCUGAAUGAUGGAGAGCAGAAGAUGUUCCAGUGGUACCUCAGCCAGGAGGUUCUGGACAAAUAUCCUCCCAUACCAAAGGCCAAGAUAGAGGGUGCCUCUCUGGAAGAGACAGUCAAUCAACUGAUUGAGUUCAAUGAUAACUCAGCUGCAGCGAAGAUCACUGAGAGAACUCUGGAACGGAUGAACCAGAAGCAGCUGGCUCGAAGGCUCGAGGGGGCUCUGGAGAAAGGAGGAUUCUUCCCAGAAGUUCCAUAUGUGCAGAUUCUGCCACAAGGACUCAGUGACCAAACACUCAUCGCCAUCUAUGGGGAGCCUAAACCAAAUGCUGAAAUAUUUCAGAUCAACCUCCAGAAAGGUGAUAAUGUGGCCUUUCAUUUCAACCCUCGUUUUAAUGAGGAUGGGAAGCAGGUGAUCGUGAGGAACACCAGGAUUAAAGGUGUUUGGGGUCCUGAGGAAAGAGAACUUCCUUUCUUCCCUUUCACACCUGGAAAACCUUUUGUGAUCAAGAUUUCCUGCACCAGCUCUGAUUUCAUUGUGGAAGUUGACGACAGGUAUUUGCUGUCUUUUACACAUCGCAUGAAGGACCUUGACCGCAUCAAAACACUCGCCAUCGAAGGAGAUGUUGUCCUCAAGUAUGUUGUCACAGACUUCUUCCCAGAAGUUCCAUAUGUGCAGAUUCUGCCACAAGGACUCAGUGACCAAACACUCAUCACCAUCUAUGGGGAGCCUAAACGAAAUGCUGAAAUAUUUCAGAUCAACCUCCAGAAAGGUGAUAAUGUGGCCUUUCAUUUCAACCCUCGUUUUAAUGAGGAUGGGAAGCAGUUGAUCGUGAGGAACACCAGGAUUAAAGGUGUUUGGGGUCCUGAGGAAAGAGAACUUCCUUUCUUCCCUUUCACACCUGGAAAACCUUUUGAGAUCAAGAUUUCCUGCACCAGCUCUGAUUUCAUUGUGGAAGUUGACGACAGGUAUUUGCUGUCUUUUACACAUCGCAUGAAGGACCUUGACCGCAUCAAAACACUCGCCAUCGAAGGAGAUGUUGUCCUCAAGUAUGUUGUCACAGGACCUUAAUUCUGACUCAUUACAGCAGAUUCUACCGCAGCGUUUCUGGAUUAUAUGAAUUACUCAUCAGUAAUUAAACUUGGUUUUGGACUUGCAAAACAAAUCAUUGUGUUAUAUGCUUUGAUGCUUCUAUUUUCUCAACUGGCUUUACUUUAAUGAUGAAAUAUUAUUUCUAAAUUCAGUACUUAAUGCUGCAACAUAUAUACAACAAGGCUUUUACAUAUAAUCAAUGAAUAUAUAGAUUGAGUAUGGCUACUGAUGGAAUGGCUAACCAGAAUCUUACAUAUACAAACAUGCAAUUAUUGAGCUGAAUAACACAUAACCUUUAUUCUUUAAAUUGUUUGGUCAAU